Homarus americanus (American lobster) is the source of this 691-nucleotide messenger RNA. Its product is annotated as aggrecan core protein-like. The annotation marks the transcript as partial. The record is from RefSeq and is a predicted model, not a curated record. Lineage: Eukaryota; Metazoa; Arthropoda; Malacostraca; Decapoda; Nephropidae. The transcript has a single exon.
AGGUCAUGUUGGUACUCCUGAUACAUCUGGAGGUCAUGUUGGUACUCCUGAUACAUCUAGAGGUUAUGUUGGUACUCCUGAUACAUCUAGAGGUCAUGUUGGUAUUCCUGAUGUAUCUAGAGGUCAUGUUGGUACUCCUGAUACAUCUAGAGGUUAUGCUGGUACUCCUGAUACAUCUAGAGGUCAUGUUGGUACUCCUCAUGUAUCUAGAGGUCAUGUUGGUACGCCUGAUACAUCUGGAGGUCAUGUUGGUACUCCUGAUACAUCUAGAGGUCAUGUUGGUACUCCUGAUACAUUUAGAGGUCAUGUUGGUACUCCUGAUGUAUUUAGAGGUCAUGUUGGUAUUCCUGAUGUAUCUAGAGGUCAUGUUGGUACUCCUGAUACAUCUAGAGGUUAUGUUGGUACUCCUGAUACAACUAGAGGUCAUGUUGGUACUCCUGAUGUAUCUAGAGGUCAUGUUGGUAUUCCUGAUGUAUCUAGAGGUCAUGUUGGUACUCCUGAUACAUCUAGAGGUUAUGUUGGUACUCCUGAUACAUCUAGAGGUCAUGUUGGUACUCCUGAUACAUCUAGAGGUCUUGUUGGUACUCCUGACACAUCUAGAAGUCAUGUUGGUAUUCCUGAUACAACUAGAGGUCAUGUUGGUACUCUGAUACAUCUAGAAGUCAUGUUGGUACUCCUGACACCUACCUGA